CUACAACAAUAGAUUAUGUGCACAAGUGUUCGAAUCUCUCCGUGUAAUGGACAUAACAUUUGUCAUACAAAAUACGGAACAUAUAAAACAGUUGCAAAACCAUACAUGGAACGCAAAGAGUUGAUGUUGAGUUUCCACAAUUUAAUCAAACGAGAUGAAGAACUGUAUGGGUACACAAACUAUGCGAUGGAGACACCGACGCCCACCACGGGUGACUGCAUGCAGGGUAUCUUCCACCCCAUGGACUCCCUGACACAGGCCCUAGACUCGGACUUUGAUGAAAGUCUAGCGGUUCCUGAGUCCCUCUCCGUGAUUGGAGAAAAAGGGGACACCAGGGAGGAACUUGAUUCUGUAACGACAGCCGUCCCAUUCAUAGAAGUCCACAGGCCUCCAGUUAAAUUUAACUCGGUGCAUCGAAAAGUGUUCAUUCCUGGCGUGGAAAUUAAGGUCAAAUUCGUGGAAAAUGAGAGGAGCGUCACUACACAUCUGAUCAAUCCAAAUUUAUAUACAAUAGCCCUCCAACAUGGCGAGUUCUCAUGGACGAUCAAGAAACGCUACAAACACAUUUUAUACCUCCACCAACAGCUCACUUUGUACCGGACGUCGCUCGACAUUCCAUUUCCGACCAAAAGUCAUAAAUCCAGAAGAGCUAGUUUCAAAAAUACGGUCAACACUGAGGAGAAGGCUGAAAGGGUUGCGUUGCAGGCCUUGCCGAGGUCAGACUCGAAGAAACGGGAACAGAAGCCGAGGAAAAGAAAGGGGGCGUUGCCGAGGUUUCCAAAGAAACCAGAGGUGAUGAUUACAUACGAAGGCAUACAGUUAAGAAUGAAGCAAUUAGAAGAAUACUUGUACAAUCUACUUAAUAUAUCAAUUUAUAGAAACCAUUAUGAAACGGUAAAAUUUUUAGAGGUGUCAAAUCUAUCUUUCAUCGCGGAUUUAGGAGGGAAAGGCAAAGAAGGAAUUAUUCUCAAACGGACCGGCUCCACACAGCCGGGACAAGCAGGGUGUAAUUGUUUUGGUCUACUCGGUGCUAUGGUGUGUGUAAGAUGUAAUUACUUCUGCACCGGUCUGGUUUGCGCGAAAUGGCAAGAGCGAUGGUUCUUCGUGAGGGACACAUUCUUCGGCUACAUCAGACCUAGAGAUGGAGCCAUCAAGGCGAUCAUGCUGUUCGAUCAAGGGUUUGAAGUGUCCAGCGGCAUGUACUCCACGGGCAUGAACCACGGACUACAAAUACUGAACCAGAGCCGUCAGAUGGUGAUCAAAUGCUGGACGAAGAGGAAGAGUAAAGAGUGGAUACAGUAUCUCAAAGCGGUGGCUAACCAGAGUGCUCGCGAUUUCACCCAGCCGAACUUACACCACUCAUUCGUGCCCCCGCGCGCCGCCACCCCCGUGGGGACGCUGGUGGACGGCUCUGCCUACCUCGCCGCCAUCGCAGACGCGAUGGAACUCGCCCGGGAAGAAAUAUUCAUAGCGGACUGGUGGCUGAGUCCUGAAAUAUAUAUGAAGAGACCCGCACUCAGCGGCAACUAUUGGCGCCUUGACACUAUACUGAAAAGGAAAGCUGCUCAAGGCGUCAAAGUCUUCAUAAUGUUAUACAAAGAAGUGGAAAUGGCCAUUGGUAUAAACAGUUACUACAGCAAGACAAGAUUGGUCGGCGACAAUAUUAAGGUUUUCCGUCACCCAGACCACGCUCGGGCGGGCGUACUCUUCUGGGCGCACCACGAGAAGUUGGUCUGCGUGGAUCAGACUGUGGCCUUCGUCGGGGGCAUCGACCUCUGCUACGGGCGGUGGGACGACCAUAGACACAGGUUAACAGACCUCGGCAACAUAGCGCAAUCGGAUCUAUCCAAGACGUCGAUAAGGUCCAAAAAGAAGACGUCAAGUUCCCCCGGCGGGGGACUCUACCUACCCCAGGGGAAUGGACUGGAAGCCGCCAUGGAACUAGCCAGGAGCACCAAGGAUCUGGUCAUCAGUUUGAAUGAGGUCACACAACCGGAACAAAAAACACAAGAGACACAAAGCGACACACAGACAGACACAGAAACGGAAACACUGAAACUACCAGUAUUACAACCCGGUGAUCAACUCUUAAUAACAUCAUCACACGAAGCCGACAAAAAACUGAGUCCCGAUUCGAACGACAGUCCAGAAAUACAAAAACGGAACGUGCUCAACAAAAUCACCACUAGAGGCAAAGACAUCAUCAGUAUUAUAUACCCGCCGUACGAAGAGGAACGGAACGAACAGAAAUUGGACGAUAGAGAACGUAAAAAAGCUGAGAAAUACGCGUUGUCCACUGAUCAAGUUUUGUUGACUGAAGCGUUUGGAAUUCCUAUUAAGGAUGGAAAGAGGAGUGUUAGUAAGCCUACGCCUCUUGCGCAAGUGGAGGAGGGGAGAGUGAUCACGGAGAGUACUAAGGACGCGUUGGAGGGGAUAGAGGGAAACUCUAAAUUGUGGAUAGGGAAGGACUAUGUCAAUUUCAUUGUGAAGGAUUUCAAUAAUUUGGAUCUGCCGUUUGUUGAUCUAGUCGACAGAAGCACAACGCCCAGAAUGCCUUGGCAUGACCUCGGGGUCGUGAUACAAGGUGCAGCUGCUCGGGACGUGGCCAGGCAUUUCAUACAAAGAUGGAACGCUAUCAAACUGGAGAAAGCCAGGCAAAACACAAACUACCCGUACCUAUUGCCAAAAUCAUACACAAAUAUCCGGCCUCUGCAAGACUUGGACAAAAUUCUAAACAUCGACAUCACUCCGGCUUCAUGUCAGGUUUUACGAAGCGUUUCAAGCUGGUCGUGCGGUUUCCUGGACCCCGACACGGUGGAACAGAGCAUACACGAAGCGUACGUCGAUACGAUAACGAGGGCGCAGCACUACGUUUAUAUAGAAAACCAAUUCUUCAUUACGCUGUCGAGGUCCAACACUAAUGUAAGGAAUCAGAUAGGCGAAGCCCUAUUCAACAGAAUAAUGCGAGCGGUACGCGCCAAGGAAACGUUCAGGGUGUAUGUGGUGAUGCCGCUGCUACCAGGGUUUGAGGGGGAAGUGGGGGCUCCGUCCGGGACUACGUUACAUGUGGUCACCCAUUGGAAUUAUCAGAGCAUAUCCAGGAGCCGUGAAGCAAUCCUGACCCGCCUAUACGAGGCCGGGGUCACUGACCCCUCCCAGUACAUAACAUUCCACGGUCUUCGAACCCACUCUAUAUUGGACGGAGAGCCUAUCACCGAAUUGGUGUAUGUUCAUUCCAAGUUGCUGAUAGCUGAUGAUAAAGUGGUGAUCUGUGGCAGUGCGAACAUCAAUGAUAGGUCCAUGAUUGGCAAGAGGGAUUCGGAAUUAGCUGUGAUUGUACAGGACGAACAAUUCAUAGACGGCACAAUGAACGGCUCAGCGUUCCCGUGCGGUAAAGUGGCCGGGGCGCUUCGUAAACGCCUGUUCCGGGAACACUUGGGGCUGAUGGAGGUGGACCUUCAGCAGGCGGGGAUCAACAUCGACGAUCCUUGCUGCGACCAGUUUUAUAAUAUGUGGAGAAAUACGUCCACUCAGAAUACUGCUAUUUAUGAAGAGGUCUUCCACACAAUACCAACAAAUUCAGUUCACACUUUCGCCGAACUGAAGAAGUUCAAUGAAGAAAACUCCGAAACACUUUGGCACAAAGACAGGGCACUGGCCAACAUGAAGAUUGACGUGAUACAAGGGUACCUGGUCGACAUGCCGCUAGAUUUCCUUUGCAAUGAGGUGCUGACGCCUAGGAAUACUUCUAUGGAAGGCAUGAUGCCUACGGCUUUGUGGACUUGAAAUACGUUUUGCGUUUGCCUUAAAAAAAUAUUUGACAGUUGACAGCUGUCAAUGUCAUUUUCCGCAUGGUUGCAUUGAUGAUGAUGAUUUUCUCAAUCAAAUAAGCUAAAAGCGUAAAUAAAUUAAAGCAUUGUAAUUUGACAAGUACCUGUGUCGUCUUGCAGUCGAAUCCCUAGGGCUUUCUUUGGGUCUAAUCCAUUGAUAUAUUCCAUCUCCAAUAUCGAAAAAAGGAGGUCCCCUUUUUUCAAACGCAAUGAUUCAUUAGUCUUAGAUAUUUAUAUCCAGUUCAAGUUACAUUGCGCAUUUCAAUACUGCCAGUUUUUUUGCAGGGUGGACAAUAGUAUGCUCCUAAGCCAUACCUGUUUUGUUUAUAGAUAUGGUUUAAAUGCAAUUUUUUUUUUAUUGAUCAAAAUAUCUAUUAAUUUAUUCUAAACAUUGACAAAUUUAAUUCAAUCUGAUCACAUCUGAACAUUGAUUAAACUAUUAAAUUAAUACACCAUAGUGUUUGCAUACACGUGAAAUAUUACUAUAACAGUAAGUGAAGGUCAAAAAGUGUUGACUUUACAUUGUUUUUAACCAACUACAAAAAAUAUUUUAACAUUACAUGAGUCUUUUUUAUUUCAUUUUAAUAUUUAAUAAUUUAGUUCAAUGAUAUUUAGAUUUUUCACGCAAAUACCAUUUAAAAAUAAUUCCCCUCAAUGUUUUUAAGAUUAAUAGAUGUAUAUCUGUCAUCACACCGAAUCAAACCUAAAUGUGUAAUCCUUAAGAUAUUUUUAUUAUACAUAUUUAUAUAUUUUAUGGAUACAAAAAUCUUGUGUUACGUCAUUGAUGAACUCAGAAACUACUGAACCCAUUUUAAUCGAAUUUCAUUGAAUAGUUUUUUAUCAGUGAGCCACAGAAAUACCUGGCCAAGUCAGAUGACAGUUAAAUGAAUAUUUUAUCAAAUCUGAAAUGUUUCUUCUUUUUAACAAUUAUGUGCACAUUGUCAUCCAUUCCUAAAAGAAUAAAAAUAAAUGUCGCUCUAGUGGCUUAAGUUUUUAAUGAUUGACUUAAUAAGAAGAUUUGUUAUGUUUUGUGAAAUAUAAUAAUUACUAUUGUAAGAAUAAGUGAUGGUGCAAUUUAUGAGAUUAUGUAUAGAUACUUAUAAUUUAGUUGUGCUACCUCCGUUGAAUGAGUCAUAAUGUAAAGAUAAUUAUUUUUUUUUUAUAUAAUAUGAUAUAUAUGUUACCUGUUACAAACAAAUGAAUGUGCGUUAUGCUGCGCCAGGAGUUAACUUUUAAAAAGAAAACCUGAUUGCUGGUAAAUGUCAAUUACGAACAUACACGUUUUGUUUUUCUGAAGCCAUUUAUUAAACCGGGUACACACUGGACCAACGAACGCGCGCGUAUGUUCAAAAGCUAAUAUGUUUAAAAAAACAGAAAAAAAAUAGUAUAGACCAUUCCAUGAACUGAUUGUUUCCAAUUCAUCGAACCGCCUACUGCAUUUUAUUCUGAAAAAGUGUGUUAAGUUUUUGAUCCUUGCAAAUUUUUUUUAAAUAUUAUCCAAUACACAGAUUCUAAUUAUCACAAUUUUUAUGUUGAUUUAAUGAAUGCUACUAAUAUAUUUAUAUAUUUUAUUUAUUUUGUGCCGUGUUAAAUAAUAAUAAAACAAUUUUUUAUAA
Amyelois transitella is the source of this 5446-nucleotide messenger RNA. It is a transcript of the gene Pld, whose product is annotated as phospholipase D2. NCBI's taxonomy places the organism in Eukaryota, Metazoa, Arthropoda, Insecta, Lepidoptera, Pyralidae. The record is from RefSeq and is a predicted model, not a curated record. The coding region runs from base 16 to 3786 and encodes 1256 amino acids. Gene Ontology annotation, molecular function: D-type glycerophospholipase activity; phosphatidylinositol binding. Gene Ontology annotation, biological process: intracellular signal transduction; cell motility; phosphatidic acid biosynthetic process. The transcript has 20 exons.